UAUUAGCUGUGUUGGAAGUCAGCUGGAAGUGAUGUAUCGACGACAACCAUUCGUGGAUUCAUCACUAUUUUGUUUAGAGGUCUUACAGUCGUGAUGGGCAUAACUAUUGAAUACAAAUAAUUCUAGUAGAUCUUUACUAUAUAUUCACUAAUGAACAACAGUAUAAAAUGUCGCAACACUAUUUUAUUCCUCUUGCAACAAAUUAAUCAACUCACCAGCUUAUAUGGUAGAGGAAGUAAAGGACCAAUCAGAAAGCGUUUUACACUGACAGCUUGGCAGUACGUAGACGGAAGACAUUUUGUGCACGAGGUGUUCAGUGUGUUGUGGGCAAAAUGUUGUACCUGGAAGAUUAUCUGGAAGUGAUUGAGAAUUUGCCCAUGGAGAUGCGAGACCGCCUGACCGAAAUGAGGGAGAUGGAUCUGCAAGUACAGAAUGCAUUAGAUAAUUUAGAUGAUAAGGUAGCCGUAUUUUUCAAGAAGUGUACGCAGCCAAAUGCUCGGACUGACUGGCGUGAAGAACAGUUUACCAAAUUGCAACAAGGUUACUUUAAAGUACUUGAUGAUGCAGAUGAAAAAGUUCAUUUAGCAAACCAUAUACAUGACUUAGUUGAUAGGCACUUAAGAAAAUUAGAUCAAGAAUUAUCAAAAUUUAAGAUGGAGCUGGAAGCAGAUAAUGCUGGUAUUACAGAAAUUUUAGAAAAAAGGUCAUUAGAAUUAGAUACUCCUCAACAGAGUCAGAAUCGUCCAGAUAAACGUCGUGUUAUAGCUGCAUCCAACCCUUCCCAACCAUAUCACAAUGACAAACAGACCAGUACAGAGCGAGUUCUAUCCUCACUUGCCAAUGAAGUGGCUAAAGAGAGUAUAGGUCAACGUCGUACUAAUCCAGCUUCUAAUUCAUCAUCAUCAUCUGUGAAUUCCUUUAACUCAGGAGGAGGAGGCAGUGGUAAUCCAGCAGGUAUCACCUACAGCUUGGGCCAUAUGGGUGCAGGAAGCAAUGCUGCUAUUGCUGCUGCUGCAUCUCAAGCUAUUGCUGCCACACAACAGAUGGCACAGGGUCGCCGUACUCCUAGCAUGAAAGCCAGCAUUGUAUCGAUGAGCAGGCCAGCUGAUAUUGCAAAGGAGCUGUCAUUUGGUAAAGAAAUUGCUUUCAAUUCCAGUGCUAAUUGUACACCUACACCACCAGUAGUAGAAACUGCUCCGAUUAGCAGCGGAACUACUCCAAGGGCGCCACGUUCAAAGAAGCGGCGAAUAACCAAACAGUCAAAAGCAGCAGCGGCGGCGGCAGCUGCUGCUGUUGCUGCUGCCAACCAGCACCAACAAGCAGCAGUGGUGGCCCAACAGGCUGCUCAGCAGCAGCAGCAACAACAACAACAACAGCAGCAACAACAACAACAGCAGCAGCAGCAACAGCAGCAACAACAGCAACAGCAACAACAACCACUACCACCACCAUCUCAGCAGCAGCAGCAGCAGCAGCAGCAGCAACAACAGCAGCAGCAGCAGCAACCACCACCACCACCACUGCCGCAGCCACAGCAGCCGCAGCAGCAGACACAACCAGCACAGAUUCAACCUGCCCAUCUAGUAGUGGGUAGUAGUUCAAAUACAACUAUCACCUCACCGCAGAUAGGGGCCGAGGAAUAUUCUAAUGAACUUCAGAUAGUUGAUGAGAAUGGUCAGCCUGUUGAUUGGCAAGACCCUAACGAACCUCGUUACUGUAUAUGUAAUAAUGUUUCCUAUGGAGAUAUGGUUGGCUGUGAUAACGAUGAUUGUCCAAUGGAGUGGUUCCAUUAUGGUUGUGUAGGACUUACUCAAGCUCCGAAAGGUAAAUGGUUCUGUCAACAAUGUACACUGGCAAUGAAGCGCAGAGGCAGGAGGUGACUGGAAUACUUACAGUGUAACUACAUGUCCACUUCUCAACUCCUCGAUUCUGCUUUGUUGGUCUACAAAGAGCAACGAGAUGAAGAAGGCCAAAGAACCGCAGGAGAUAGCCAGCUGCAGUGCAGCAGGGGAAGCUAUCGUGAAAACUGAAGCAAAGAAGUGAGACUGACCCAGACUGUGAACAGAGCACAGGGUGCAUACAACGAUGUUUUUUGUUUUAAAAACUUCUAGCUACCAGCCUCUAACUAUCUCAACUUUUCCUAAUCUAUUUCUCUUUCUCAUUAAUUAAAGACCUGUCCUAGUCUGUGACAGAUCUUUUGUUACUCUAGUGUGGUUGGAACCUUUAGAAGUAACCCUUUUCAUCUCUUGCAAACCCUGCAAUAAGGCUUGUACCUCACAAACACUGCUCUGUCCAAGACAGCCCUAUCUUUUUUGCUAACCGUCCACUAGGGUUACACAAGAGACUUUCCAUGCUGCUUGCAUACGGUUCAAGAACGUAUAGUGAACUUUUGGCUCUUAUUCUCAGGGGUCAGCUUCAUUCAUUACCUCCUACUUGUUGGUCUCUUCACACCUAGACAUGACCCCCACCCUUAAACCAUUUUGUAAUUCUAUAACAAAUGCUGCAGUUGAGGCCAUUAUGUUGUGUAAGCAGUGCAUAUUAUAUAUGUAAUUAUGCCACAGCAUGCUAUUGUCUAGGUUGGCUUUACAGUUUAUUGUGUGUGUAUGUGUGUGGUGUGUAUGUAUGUCUGAAGAUUUCUGGUUCAGUUUGAACAUUACUCAUUUCUUCUAGAUAGCUUUUUUGAAGAGUAAUAAACCCCACCCACCCACUUUUCUGUCUAUCUUUACUAUCCAGCAGCCACCAUACCUGUUUUUAACUUGAUAAUGAUUAUCUAUUCACACAACUGUUUUCAUGGUCUUAGUGUGUCAGCUUUUUUGACUUCGACCAGUGGUGGUACGUUUAUAUUUUCUAACACACUGGGUUGUGUCCCUUGUUUAUCAGGGGAGGACAAAAAAAAACAAACAAAAAAAACCUUCCCAGGCUUCAAACACAGCAGUACUUCCUUCCAUUGCAUGUAUGUAAUGUGUUGGAGCCAGUAAAACUUUAUCUGGCUUGCAUUAGUGUGAGAUUUGGCAUAUAUCCAAUGGUCAAGGAUUCCUUGGUCACUCUGAUGAAACACUACUCACACUUUUUACUCAGGUUCUCUCUUUUGUUGUUGCUUUUAUGUAAUUUUUGAUAAAAAAAAAACAUUUUUUUGUUGAUUUUAUAUUGUGUAAACAAUGUUAAACUACAUAGUUUUAUAUUGUUUAAAAUUAAAUGACAAUUGGAAGGUUUACUGGUUCUGGCCAGCUUGAAUAGUUGUGCAAUGUCUACUGUAGCAAUACAUAUCCAGUUGUGUUGCUAAUUGAGGGUCAUUGCUGGCUUGGAUGUCUCUGCUCUACCCUCUGGCAUGUAUUGCUGUCAGUGAAGCUUUAUAGUCAACAUUUCGUCGAUACAUAGUUAUUUUGGUCCAUUUUUUUUAGCAUGUCACACUUCAACACAGAAUUUACUAUUGAAAGUUAUUUGUGACAAUGUAUUAGUUUUAGUAACCAGCAGAAGAGGGAAGCCCUAACCUCAUGAUUACUGCUGAUUAUUAUUAAUCUUUGUAAAUCAUCCCACACUAUGUGAUGACUACUACUACUAUUACUAUUGAUAAUUGUCACACUCCUAGUAAUACCACCAUCACUCUUGUUUCAGUUGAGCUCUAGCUAUGUCUGAAAUAUCUCACUGCUAACAUUGUUGAUCUCACUCAGUUGAGUGAUCAAUAUUUAUAAGGAUUUCACCAACACUAUAUCUAGCCAUUCUUCACUCCCUCUCUAAAUACAUUGUGUCUGUGUGUAAUAACAAUGUGUGUGCGUGUGUAGAGAGAGUGACAGAGCGAGAGAGAGAGAGAGAUUGCAGAUUAUGUUCUGUAUGAGUGUUGUGAACUGCUGCUACUAGGCAGCCUCAGCACUACCAAGAAGAACUCUGUAUGUAGGUCGGCUAUGAAACAAGGUGAAGGGGUAAGCUGUUAUAUGCUGGCUGUGCUUCCCUUUAGUGCUGGCUUCAUUGCAGCUGCCCUUGUACUGAAGCUACCAUUCCUCACUGAUAAGAUCAAAAUUGUAUUAAAUUAUUCAGUAAGGAACA
Molecule: messenger RNA, 4044 nt
Organism: Octopus bimaculoides (California two-spot octopus)
Lineage: Eukaryota; Metazoa; Mollusca; Cephalopoda; Octopoda; Octopodidae
Product: inhibitor of growth protein 3
Cellular component (GO): NuA4 histone acetyltransferase complex
Source: RefSeq, a predicted model, not a curated record